GUCUUGCACAGGUGUACCGGCUCCUCCCCUUCAGCUUUGCACAGGUGUAGUGGAUCCUCCCCUUCAGUCUUGCACAGGUGUACCGGCUCCUCCCCUUCAGCUUUGCACAGGUGUAUCGGCUCUUCCCCUUCAUUCUUGCACAGGUGUACCGGCUCCUCCCCUUCAUUCUUGCACAGGUGUACAAGCCCCUCCCCUUCAGUCUUGCACAGGUGUACUGGCUCCUCCCCUUCAGUCUUGCACAGGUGUACCAGCUCCUCCCCUCCAGUCUUGCACAGGUGUACCAGCUCCUCCCCUUCAGUCUUGCACAGGUGUACUGGCUCCUCCCCUUCAGUCUUGCACAGGUGUAGUGGCUCCUCCCCUUCAGUCUUGCACAGGUGUAGCGGCUCCUCCCCUUCAGUCUUGCACAGGUGUAGCGGCUCCUCCCCUUCAGUCUUGCACAGGUGUAGCGGCUCCUCCCCUUCAGUCUUGCACAGGUGUAGCGGCUCCUCCCCUUCAGUCUUGCACAGGUGUACCGGCUCCUCCCCUUCAGUCUUGCACAGGUGUACCGGCUCCUCCCCUUCAGUCUUGCACAGGUGU
This is a messenger RNA of Staurois parvus, 576 nucleotides long. The record is from the annotation of a GenBank genome assembly. NCBI's taxonomy places the organism in Eukaryota, Metazoa, Chordata, Amphibia, Anura, Ranidae.